Molecule: messenger RNA, 3287 nt
Organism: Brassica rapa (field mustard)
Lineage: Eukaryota; Viridiplantae; Streptophyta; Magnoliopsida; Brassicales; Brassicaceae
Product: pectinesterase inhibitor 9
Biological process (GO): negative regulation of catalytic activity
Molecular function (GO): enzyme inhibitor activity
Source: RefSeq, a predicted model, not a curated record
AUAUAUAUAUAGCAAGAUUUGAGUUACCGAAAUUAUGUAUAUAUUAUAACCAAAAUAUCUUUAAAAGUUUAUUAGAAGAUAUUAUAUCUCAUAGCUGAAUUAAAAUUUAUUAGAGGAUAUUCUAUCUCAUAGCUUCUCUUGAAAAACUAGGUCAUUUAGAAACUUAAACUAAUUUGCUAUAUAAAUAUUACGCCACCCCCAUUAGUUUCACGCAUCUAUCUUUUAAGCUUUCAUAUGUUUUUGAUCGUUAUAAUAUAAAUUCUACUUUUGUGAUCUUGCACAGGUGUAUGAUAAUCAAUAAGUAACUCAUAGACGGAAACACCAUUACUGGUAAUUUUAUGGGGGAUUCUUCUUCUCCGUUUAUUUUUGUUCUUUUCUCUCCAUUUUGUAUCUCUAUCUAUAUUUUUGCAUCAGUAGUGAUUCAACUAACAAAAAUAGGCUCUCUUUAUCCAGGAACUGAUCAUCCCUUUUGAAAAAGGUAAUUCUUUUUUUUUUAUAAAGUUAAAUCACUUAUCAAGAAUAUAAUAUAAGAUAUGUCUGAUAUAAGAUAUAAUAUAAUAUAUGAGUCUGUAAUGUUGUCGACAAAAAAAAAAUGUAUGCUAAUCAUGUGCAAUUUAUUUAUUGUGCGUGAUACUCUUCGGUACGUCUGAGAGCCAAAGGUAAUCUCAAAGCUUUUUAAAAACUUUGAAACUCAUUGACAUUGUCCUAUCAAUUAUAUAAUUUGUUAUCUUUUGGGGAUUGUUUAUAUCUUUAAAUAUAUUUUGUUAGAAUUACCUAUUUUCUGACUCAAAACUUAGAGAAGGAAACCGUAAAUCAUCUCUGCUGUUACAAUGAAACCAAUGAUAAUAAAUCUCAGGUAAUUCAAAUCUCUCUUUUAUAUUUCAUGGCUAAUUUUUUUAUUGGGGUUAUGCGUGAAAUAUUUAUUUUUUAAUUAUAUUUUCUGAUGUUUUAAGAUUAGUGCUAAAUGUGAUCGUUUUCUAAACGUUCUAAUGUAUUCUUUGUUCAUAUGAACAUAUUAUAAAUAUCAAUAUAUAACAUCGAAUCUUUCAUAUUAACCAUAUACAUGUAACAUAAGUAUUAUAUAGUUGUAAAUAUAAUAUCAAUUUAAUAUUAAUGUUAAUGUCCGCACAUCGGUCCACCUAGUACUACUUAUGCUAAGAAUACAACUCAAUUGAUAACCCUAAUAGGCUAAUACACACAUAAUAUAGUGUAAGCCUACUUAUACCCACUAGCCAAUCGAGUAAUGUAGUUUCACAAAAAAUAUUUCCCAAUCUCUAAAUAUGGCAAAUUCCCUAAAAAUUCUACUAAGCAAAUUACAAAACUUCUAUGACGAAAUAUCCUUUCUUCACGAUAAAUCUUCAGCUGCUUGUUCUCCAAGUGAUAUUUAGAUUGAUUCUAGCUUGGCUUUCGAUCUAGUCUCUAAAUCUUCAGCUUUACUAUAUCUCGAUCAUUCUAUUCGCUAUGAAAGAUUAUGUGGCCAAGUAUGUGUUGAAAAUAUCAAUAACAAACUGUAGUAGUAUUAUACUCCGUCACAGUCCGCUAAAAUUAUUGGGUAAUGUAUAUUGAUAGCUUGGACUAAAAUAUUUUUAAAAAAAUCCGGAUAGAAACAUUUUACAGAUCGCCAUUUAAACAAUAUCUACAGAAAAAAUACAAUAAGUGAACUCUCCUAUAAAUAACACCACAAACACAUGCCUUCUAAGUUGUCAUUGAAACACUCCACAACACACACAAUGGAACCAAAGCUGACCCAUCUUUGUUAUUGCCUUCUACUUUUUCUUCCACUACUCUCUCAAUACACCAUAGCCAAUCCUUCAUCAUCACCAAACCCUAAUCAAAGCAUCAACUUCAUCGUAUCUUCAUGCCGCACCACGCGUUACCCUAAGCUCUGCAUCAAAUGCCUCGCGGCUUUCGCCAGCAAAAUCCACCACAACGAAAAUCGGUUAGCUCGAACCGCUUUAGCCGUUACUCUAGUCAGGGUUCGGUCCACAACGGUCUAUGUAGCUAAGCUGACUAGAGCAAGAAGAAUCAAACGCAGAGAGUACUUAGCCGUGAAGGAUUGUGUUGAGAAUCUUGGAGAUGGCUUAGGGAUGUUGGUUCAGUCAAUGAGGGAAAUGAAAAAAGUGGGUCGAUCUGGUCGUAGUCGGGACGAGUUCUUGUGGCGGCUAAGUAACGUUGAAACUUGGGUUAGUGCUGCUUUAACCGAUGAGACAACGUGUCUUGAUGGGUUCGAUGGAAAGGUUAUGGAUGGUGUGGUGAAAUCGGCGAUUAGAAGAAGAGUUGUUCAUGUGGCUCGAGUUACUAGUAAUGCCUUGGCUCUUGUAAACCGGUUCGCAGCUCGGCACUAAUUAGGUUUUGUCAUUUCUUCUGGUUCUGUUUAUGUCUCUUAAUGAUAGUUUGUAUUUAUGUAUUACUGUGAUGUUUAUGCCUUUACCAUGGUGUUGAGAGAGUGAACAAUGAUGAUGAUUGGAUUUAUGGGAAAAUGGUCACAAAAUUACGACAUCUCAAAUACCAUUUGCUAACAACAUCUUAUUUUUAUACAGAGCCGCCCCAUGAAAUGUUGGAGAUUAUAAAUAUUUAAUAAAGAUUAAACACUUAAUAAACGUAAUUAACAAAAGUUUAUGGCUAUGUGUAUUACUUCUACAAAAUUUAGACGCAAAGAUCAAUGUUUCAGAGCCUUAAACCGUUGCUUAAGACCAUUUUUGGAAAUUUAUUUUUUAGUGUAUUUAUAUAGUUAUAAUAAUUUCAUAGACUAUCAUUAUAGAGUUGGAAAAAUGAUUAUUAAACAACAAGAUAUCGUUUUUGACCUCUAAAAGUUUUGGCCAACCCACAUCAUGGCGCACUGUGCCAAUAUGUAUAUGUUUGAUCCCAUUAUUAUCGUGUCAUUUUAACAAAAGGGAAGAUGCAUAAGUGGAUCAUUAAACAAUCCCACAAACAAGGGAACACAAUUGAACAAUUAAAGAAACAGAGAUAUGGAGUUCGUUCUCCUAUAGUUAGAGAACACACUGUCUUCAUCAACCAAGAAAGUGUUCUUCUAUUUUUCUUUUCCAAGUCUCCAAGUUACUCAUUGUAUUCGGAGUUGGGGUUUCUUAAUCAAACCGAUUGAGUUAGUUACUUUAGUACCUUUGAGUUUAUUACUUUAAUUAGGUUUCUGGAUUAACUGGUUCAAAUAGAUUUUUGGAUUUAAGCGAAAAAAACAUAGCAAGUGAAAUUAAACUAUAGGAUAAGCUACUCUUGCAAAUUAACAUAUAUGCCAGGAAUCGUAUAUAAUUGAAUUGUACAAACAGUUA